Pyricularia pennisetigena is the source of this 1641-nucleotide messenger RNA. RefSeq lists its product as uncharacterized. Gene Ontology annotation, cellular component: membrane. Gene Ontology annotation, molecular function: carbohydrate:proton symporter activity. The record is from RefSeq and is a predicted model, not a curated record. Bases 1 to 1641 code for a protein of 546 amino acids. The transcript is spliced from 4 exons. Gene Ontology annotation, biological process: transmembrane transport; carbohydrate transport. Lineage: Eukaryota; Fungi; Ascomycota; Sordariomycetes; Magnaporthales; Pyriculariaceae.
AUGGCAUCAACCGGUGACGACAAGAUGGCGGCGCCCUUGGGCGACGAGAAGCAGAAACACGUGCAGGCAGACUCUAUGCCUGAGAAUCAAGAUGAUGCCGGUCAGGCUGUGGCUCUCGCCGAGGAUGUCGCUGCUGCUCAAUACUCUCCCUGGACCCCCUCAAUGUGGCGCCUCUAUGCUGUUUUGGCCUGCGCCUACCUCUGCGGAUGCCUUAACGGCUACGAUGGCUCACUCAUGGGUGGUCUUAACGGCAUGGACUCCUACAGGGACUACUUUGGAACACAGGUUGACGGCAGCAGCACCGGUCUAACCUUUGCAAUGUACAACAUUGGUGGUAUCGCCGCUACCGCCUUCACUGGGCCUGUCAACGACUGGUUUGGUCGCCGCUGGGGCAUGUUUAUUGGUGCAGCUAUUAUCAUCAUUGGUACCGGUGUUCAGGCACCUGCCGAGACCGGACAGAGAUUCCUCGCAGGCCGUUUCAUCCUUGGAUUCGGUGUUUCCUUCUGCUGCGUGUCCGCUCCCUGCUACGUCAGCGAGAUCGCGCAUCCGAUAUGGAGGGGUACAUUGACUGGACUUUACAACUGCACCUGGUACAUUGGUGCCAUCCUCGCCAGUUGGGUCACCUACGCAGUCGCACAAACCAUGAAGGGAAGCCUGGAUGCCUGGAGAAUCCCGGUUUGGUGCCAGCUCGUCACCUCGGGCUUCGUCCUUAUCUUUUCGCUCACGCUACCGGAGUCGCCCCGUUGGCUCAUGGCCAACGAUAAGUACGAAGAGGCUCAACGGGUUUUGGCCAAGUACCAUGGCGAGGGCAAUCCCGACCACCCUCUCGUGCAUCUCCAGCUCAAGGAGAUGAUGACGCAGAUCUCCCAAGAUGGUUCCGACAAGCGCUGGUGGGACUACAGCGCUCUGUUCAACACCCGCGCUCACCGUCGUCGCAUGAUUUGCGUUCUUGGCAUGGGGGUUUUCGGCCAGGCUUCUGGCAACUCCCUAUCCUCGUACUACAUGGCGGCCAUGUUGCACACCGCCGGCAUCAAGGAGGAGGGCCGCGUUCUUGCCUUCAACGCCACCAACCCGAUGGUCUCCUUCAUUGGUGCCGUCCUUGGUGCCCGUAUGACUGACGUCGUCGGACGCCGCCCGCUGCUGCUGUCCACAAUCGUAUUCGCCUCGGUUUGUUUCGCCAUAAUCACCGGCACCACCAAGCUGGCCACUGAGGAUCCCACCAACUCGGCAGCUGGCAACGCGACCGUGGCCUUCAUCUUCAUCUUCGGAGUCGUUUUCUCCUUUGGCUGGACGCCCCUCCAAAGUAUGUACAUCGCCGAGACUCUCCCGACCGAGACCCGGGCCAAGGGUACCGCGAUCGGCAGCCUCGCCUCGGCCUGUGCCUCGACGAUUCUUCAGUACUCUGCGGGACCUGCGUUCGAGAGCAUCAGCUACUACUACUACAUUGUUUUUGUGUUCUGGGAUCUGUUUGAGGGUGUAAUCAUAUACUUCUUCUGGCCCGAGACCAAAGACCGCACCCUCGAGGAGCUCGAAGAGGUCUUCCAGGCUCCCAACCCUGUCAAGAAGAGUUUGGAAAAGCGAGAUGCCCACACGGUUCUCAACACACUCAAUGCCAACAACGACAAGAUGUUACCUGUCUAA